Molecule: messenger RNA, 270 nt
Organism: Sphenostylis stenocarpa
Lineage: Eukaryota; Viridiplantae; Streptophyta; Magnoliopsida; Fabales; Fabaceae
Source: the annotation of a GenBank genome assembly
AUGAUGAAGGGUCAAUGCAUGCCCCGCUUGAAAAGCAACUCCUGCAAGAACAAAACACCAUCUCCAAUGACCUUAUUAGAGCGUUUCAGAGAAGCAGUGUUCCGCUUAAUGAUGCUAUCCGCACUUUCAAAGGCCACCACUAACCACCGUGGCUCCGGCGACGGAGAACGCCAACACCGUCGUUUCAGCCCCCAUGAUCCUCACCACAGUGAAGCCGUAGCAGAUUGCAUCGAGUUCAUUAAGAAAAAGGCUGCCACCGACACCGGUUAA